AAACUCUCCUGACUCUAUCAAAAGGAUUAUAAGGAAAUGGACCUGAAAACAAACUAAAGGUCAUCUUUUUAACGUUAACUUUUAAGUGCAGACAAUCCUUUUGAUGUAAAGCUGUCCACCAAACAAUGAUGUCGUGCUACAUGUCUUGGCGUUCCUUUGCGGUGGCAUUUGUAGUUGCCCUUUUUCAUGACCUGAUUUCUGCACAAUUUCCUCGUCCGUGUGUGACUCCAGAAGCCUUAACCAGUGGAGAGUGCUGCCCUGGUCUUUUUCCCCAACAGUCUCCAAAUCCUGCUGACCAGUGUGGCUUUACUGUUGGCCGGGGGCUAUGUGUGCCAGUUACAGCAGACUCCAGACCUCAUGGACCCCAGUAUACACUUGAUGGUCUGGAUGAUCGUGAACUUUGGCCUCUCCGCUUCUUUAACAGGAGUUGUUUGUGUAAUGGACGUUUCUAUGGGUACAAUUGUGGAAGCUGCAGACCGGGAUGGACUGGUGACAACUGUGAUCAACCGCUUGUAGUUGUAAGAAAAAACCUUUUGGACCUACGCGCUGAGGAGCGCCAACGCUUUAUUAGUACACUUGACCUUGCAAAAAAUACUGUGCAUCCAGACUAUGUCAUUGCUACAAGGCACUACAACGAGCUCCUCGAUCAAGACAGAAAUACUACAAAUUUUGAGAACAUUUCAAUUUAUGACUUCUUUGUCUGGACACACUUCUAUAGUGUCAGCAAAACCUUUCUGGGACAGGGUCAAGGAAGUGCUGGUGGAAUAGACUUUUCUCAUGAAGGUCCAGCAUUCUUAACUUGGCACAGGUUCCACUUGAUGCAACUGGAGAGGGACAUACAGAAUCUUCUACAGGAUCCUUCUUUCGCUCUUCCCUUUUGGAAUUUUGCUAUUGGUGGAAAUGAGUGCGACGUCUGCACUGAUGACUUAAUGGGCGCAAGGAACAACUUUGAACAAAAUCUGCUGAGUCCAAACUCUUUGUUUUCUCAAUGGAGAAUUGUCUGUGAAAAUGUAGAAGACUACGAAAGCCUUGGAACUAUCUGCAACAGUACAACUGGUGGCCCAAUAAGGCGAAAUCCUGCAGGAAACAUUGACCGCCCCAUGGUGCAAAGACUUCCUGAAAUGGAAGAUGUGUUGCUCUGCUUGGAAGUAAAUUUGUUUGAUACACCACCAUUCUUCUCAAACUCUUCUGAAAGUUUUAGAAAUACAAUUGAAGGGUACAGUGAACCUUCUGGUCUGUACAAUCCUACUGUUAGAAGUCUUCAUAACCUUGCUCAUCUGUUCCUGAAUGGCACUGGAGGACAGACCCACGUAUCUCCAAAUGACCCACUCUUUGUACUUCUCCAUACUUAUACUGAUGCAGUAUUUGAUGAAUGGCUGAGAAGAAAUAAUCCAGAUUCAUCCCAAUAUCCACUAGAAAAUGCACCAAUAGGCCACAACCGACAACACAACAUGGUUCCCUUUUGGCCUCCCGUAACUAACAAUGAAAUGUUUGUAACCGCACCAGAAAACCUGGGUUAUUCAUACGAUAUCCAAUGGCCUAGUCGUCCACUGAACAAUACAGAGAUCAUUACUAUAGCAGUAAUAGCAGCCUUAGUUCUUGUGGCUAUAAUCUUUGUUGGUGCCACAUGUGCUGUUCGGCGCAAGAACCAGAAGAACGAGGUACUACAGCCACUCCUUGGUGAAUCUUACCCACGUUAUGCUGAAGACAAAGAAAACACUCAAGCAGUGUGAAAUCUAUACUAGAACUAUUGCCAUAUAGACUGGACACGUCCUUCACCAUUUUGUGUUUUGAAAUGGUUCUGCCCAAUUUUAAUGCCUAGAAAUCCUGCAUAGUUUUAGUGCCGUGCAGUGAUGUAGAUGUCCUUUUGUGGGCUUUCUGGCAGAGAAGUAAACUUUAGCUGAACCUUAAAUGUAUACUUUGAGCUCUUUUUUCAAUUGUAUUGUAUGCUCUUAUGUCCUGCUGGUGGGAUUUCAAGUGACCCAACCUGUAAGGAUGUAAAAAUGCCUAAUUUGUGUGGCGGAGGACUGCUUUUCAUCUGCAUAAAACUAUGAACAAUUUAGAACCUCUAAGUUGCUAUAUUGGUAAAUGUGUGAAUGCCAAAUCCAAAUAAAAAAAUAUUUUGACACUG
This is a messenger RNA of Rana temporaria (common frog), 2131 nucleotides long. RefSeq names its product tyrosinase related protein 1 (gene TYRP1). The record is from RefSeq and is a predicted model, not a curated record. Gene Ontology annotation, cellular component: melanosome. The transcript is spliced from 8 exons. The coding region runs from base 126 to 1733 and encodes 535 amino acids. Gene Ontology annotation, molecular function: oxidoreductase activity. Gene Ontology annotation, biological process: melanocyte differentiation; melanosome organization. NCBI's taxonomy places the organism in Eukaryota, Metazoa, Chordata, Amphibia, Anura, Ranidae.